AUGCUCUAUAAAUGGCGUUGGAGAUUCUUUCAUAAUUCGGAUUUGAUAUGGGUUAAAGUUGUUAAGGCUAUUUAUGGUCGGGAUGGUGGUAGUUGCUCUUUCUCUCAUAGAAGAGGUUCAAUUGAUCCUUGGAAUGGUGUUAUUCGGAUGCUUGCACAUCUUCAUAAUCAUGAUCUCGAUCUUAGGCCUCUUAGUCCGAGUAGAGUUGGUGAUGGGAAUAAAACUUCUUUUUGGCACGAUGUUUGGAAGGGGGAUACCCAUUUGGCUACUUCUUUUCAUAGGAUUUAUGCUCUUGAUCUUCAUAAAUCCAUAUCAGUCAGAGAUAGGGUGCUUCUCGUCUGGAACUUAGAUUGUUUUAGGCGUCCUCCUAGAGGGGGUAUUGAGGAGACCCAAUGGAAUACUUUUAUCUCCUUAAUGCAGGGAGUUCUUCUUCAAUCCUCACCUGACCGUUUGGGAUGGACUAUUGAUGUCUCUGAUUCUUUUACUGUUUCUUCUCUUCGAGCUUUUUUGGAUAGUCAUAUGUUACAUUCAGGGGGUCCUGAAACUCGUUGGAACAAUUGGGUGCCUAUCAAGCUGAAUAUAUUUAUUUGGAGAUUGCAGUCUAGAAGCCUUCCGACUAGGGAAAAUCUUUCACUCCGUGGGAUUACUAUGGACUCCAUUCUCUGUCCUGUCUGCUCUAAUACUGUUGAAUCUAUUGAUCAUCUUUUUCUCAAUUGCAAUCAAUUGAUUGACUUACGGACUCGGUUAGCUAUUUGGUGGGAUGUUCAGCUUCCUCAGUUAUCCUCUAUUGAUUCUCUUCUCUCGUGGUCUGAUUCUCUUUCCCUCAAAAAAGGGCAGCGACAAGCUUUUGACACUGUUAUCAUCACUACCUUAUGGUGUCUUUGGAAUUUUCGUAACUCCUCCAUUUUUGGAACGGCUCAACCCAAGAAGUCUCUCAUUCUAGAUGAUGUGAUUGAUAGAUCUUUCUUUUGGAUUUCUAGUAGACUUAAAAAAGUUAAAAUUAGUUGGACCUCUUGGCUUCAUAAUCCCCUCAUAGCUUGUAAUUUGUUGUGA
Lactuca sativa (garden lettuce) is the source of this 1053-nucleotide messenger RNA. RefSeq lists its product as uncharacterized. Lineage: Eukaryota; Viridiplantae; Streptophyta; Magnoliopsida; Asterales; Asteraceae. The record is from RefSeq and is a predicted model, not a curated record.